UGAUGUCAUAAUGGGUGGGUUGGGGGGUGAAUUGGGACCUACAGUGUAUGAUUAACAAACCACAGCCAGUAUAAACAAAAACUGAUAAUUUAAUGGGGUAAGAAAAGCUACAUUAUUUCCUGUUUAAAUGUAAUCUUUUAUUUCAGUCUCUUACCAGUGUGCUUCAGAACAACUGAACCAGUGCUAGUUGGUUUAAUGGAAGGGAAGAAAAAACUGAGCUGAGGUUGGCUUCUUUUAGCUCCCUGCUAGACGCUGUAAUUCCAGCUAAUGCGGAUAAUGCCUGGAACACAUUGCACACAAUGUGGUGCGCGCUGCCUGCAACGCACAGCUCUCCUCAGAUUUGGAGAUGCGCUACAAUCAGCCGGUGGGAGGAGAGCGGGAGAGAUUAUGUGGUCAGAAUUACACAUUAGCUGUGGAUGUAACUGUUAGUUAACUAAGAAAGUGCUUUAUUGUCAACAUGGUGUUUAAUGUGAUAUUUUUUUAUUUUCUAAUGGGUGUUUCUUAUCUGCAAAACCAGCUGCUUGUUGCAUUGAGCUGCAUUAGAGAAUGAUAGUCGGAUGGGAAUUUGAGGGGGCUUGUGGCAGAUUGCAGCAAAUCUCUGUUCAAAACCAACCAAUCACAGCAGAGACAGGAAUCUGAGACCUAGCCUCCAACAUGGAUUCCUACGGAGAUUCGCUCAAACGCAGCCAAUCACUGGCGAGCAUGCUGGAAAAAACCUCGCUGACAUGGAAUAAGCCAUCGCUCUCUCACAGCACCAGCACUCUGUCAUCUCGUCAUUCCAAACAGAUCACCAAAGAUUGGGAAGUGAUUGAUGAUCUUCUUGUGGAGACUCAUGCAACAAGUGACGGUUCCAAUGACAGGACCACUCCUGGAAACUGUGAAGGAUACCUGCUGAAGAGGAGAAAGUGGCCACUCAAAGGAUGGCACAAACGAUACUUUGUCUUGGAAACAGGAAUCUUGCGGUAUUCCAAAAAUCACCAAGAUGUCUCCAGGGGAAGAGUCCAGGGCUCCCUUGAUGUUAGUCUUGCAGUGAUGUCAAUAAACAAGAAAUCAAGUAGGAUUGAGCUUGAUGCUGGGAACAUUAUCUAUCAUAUAAAGGCAAAAAGCCAUGAGUUCUUCUAUAUUUGGGUAACCAAACUACAAGCUCACCGCAUGUACAAGAAGACCGAGGCGGCCGUCUUCCUGCACACUCUGUCCCAUUCUGCUGCAGCUGCACAAGUUCAGACAAAUGGAGAUUUGACUUCUGCAGGUGUGACGGAUAUUGCUGGAGGAUCAGGGUCGCUUCCCUCACCUAACAUGCCUGUGAAGAGCAAAGUAUCUGCUUGGCUGCAACAAUCUCAUGACCCAGACAGCUGUGUUCAAGAGCUGAACCGGUGCCAUUUAGACCUUUCUGAACUAAACUGCUUAAUUAAAAGGUUGCAUUCGCUGGAGGCGGGGCAGACAUUCACUAACGGAGACCUGCAGCACAUCAUCAGCAUUCGGAAUGUUUCACUUGAGCAGCCAAAAAAGCCAAAGUCGGGGAAAAUGUGGGGCCACUCUCGCACGCUAUCCAGAGUCGAGGCCUUGGGAAUGUUUUCUUCCAACCACUUGAGCAGCUCGCCUCCCCUCGGUGCAUCAGUCCAAUCUAUUCCUGACUACGUUUACUCCCAGCUGUCCCCUCCUACGGUCUCAUCAUCUGAGGACAAGAAACUGCAGCAGGAUAUUUGCACCACAUCCCUACGAGUGCUUGCGUCCCUGAAAUUAGUGCAUGAGAAACUGUCCCAGGAGCAUCAGAAACUGCAGGAGGUUUGGGGCCACCAUGCUAACACAAUGACUGAGUCAGUGAGACCUUUGCCCCAAGGGCCUCCGUCAGUAACGGAUUCGGAUGCGGAGUAUUUUGAUGCCAGUGACGACAUCCUGUGCGGCAGUUCUUCUGAGAUGUCUGAGGAAUCAGGGCUCAGUGAUGGAAGCACCAGCAACUCUGAGCCAGACGAAGGUCACGUGUCAGCCAUCCGCAAGUACCGCGCUAGUGUAUCGCACAGUCCUAACAGUGCUGUCUCCAAGAGCAGAGGAUAUCGAACAACUCUACCAGCUCACUGUCCAGACAACAGUCAUGUGGGCCUUGUGGCUAUCCUCUACAAUAACAUUGGUAAAGAUUUGGCUCGCGUCUCCAUGCCCGCUGUGCUCAAUGAACCUAUUAACCUUCUGCAGAGGCUGUGUGAGGAGCUGGAGUACAGCAACCUGUUGGACACUGCUAACAACACUCCAGACCCAUACCAGAGGAUGGUGUAUAUCGCUGCGUUUGCUAUUUCUGGCUACUCAACCGCGACCUUCCGAAGUCGCUAUAAACCCUUUAAUCCAGUACUGGGUGAGACCUACGAGUGCAUAAGGGAGGAUAGGGGCUUCCACUUCAUCAGUGAGCAGGUGUGUCACCAUCCACCCAUCUCUGCCUGCCAUGCAGACUCUGAGAACUUCUCCUUUUGGCAAGAUCAGCGCUGGAAAAAUAAAUUCUGGGGAAAGUCACUGGAGAUUCUUCCAACAGGAAUGGUGAAUGUGACUCUUCCACGAUAUGGAGACCACUAUGAGUGGAAUAAAGUGGUGACCUGCAUCCAUAAUGUCUUCAGUCAACAACGCUAUUUAGAACACUAUGGGGAGGUGACCAUCCGCAACCUUAAAAGCAACAUCUGCAUCUGCAAGAUCACCUUCAUCAAGUCUCGUUACUGGGGUUCAGAUACAAACAAGAACGAGGUACAGGGAACCGUACUGGAUGAAAGCGGGAGCGUCAUUCACCGGUUCGGAGGUUUGUGGCAUGAAGGCAUCUUCUGUGACACGCUGCCCACUCCAAAAUGUAUCUGGAAGCCAAAUCCGCAGCCGAAGGAUUACCUUCUGUACUAUGGCUUCUCAUCCUUUGCCAUGGAGCUGAACGAGCUCACACCAGGUCUGAAGCCUCUCCUGCCGCCUACAGACACCCGCCUGCGGCCAGACCAAAGAAUGCUAGAAGAGGGGCAGGUGGAUGCUGCUGACAGAAUAAAAGAUGAAAUUGAGGACCGGCAGAGGGAUCGUAGAAAAGAACUCACCAAAAAGGGGGAAGAACGUGUUCCACGUUUUUUCAAGAAAGCCAAAGAUUGUAGUGGAAGGGACGUGUGGUUGAUGAAUGGAACCUACUGGAAGCUCCGAGAGAAUCCGGGUUUUGAGAAUAUUGAAAACUUGACUCUGUGGUGAUAAAACUGCAACGAUGACGGACAGCAACAACAUAAAAAAGUGAUGAUAAAUAGAAUUAAGGACAUGUGGGCACGACACAUAUGAACCACUCUGGAUGGCGUGCAGAGGGGUGAUGGUGGUGAUUAUUGUCAGCUGUCUAUCGUGGAAGCAUUCCAUGACUGGCUCAUGGAAACUUCAUCUUUUAACACACCGUCACUAGUUAUGCUAGCUAGAGUGCAUCACUUGCUAAGUAAAGAAACAUUUGAAGAAUUUUGUCAUCAGGAUGAAUUUUCUGUUGCAUUAUUUUUUAAUGAAUUUAGCCAUAUUUUUGUGUUUUUCGUUCCUUCUUUUUUGAAUAUUUCAGAAAUACUCAGCAGGACUUGAGAUUAACAACUGAAAUGACUUGAAAUUAAAACAUGUACGUUUUUGAAUUUCAUGUUAAUUAGAGAACUAUUACAAUAAAACAGUAAAUUCC
Thalassophryne amazonica is the source of this 3655-nucleotide messenger RNA. RefSeq names its product oxysterol binding protein-like 7 (gene osbpl7). Lineage: Eukaryota; Metazoa; Chordata; Actinopteri; Batrachoidiformes; Batrachoididae. Gene Ontology annotation, cellular component: perinuclear endoplasmic reticulum; plasma membrane; intracellular membrane-bounded organelle. Bases 655 to 3201 code for a protein of 848 amino acids. Gene Ontology annotation, molecular function: cholesterol binding. The transcript is spliced from 22 exons. The record is from RefSeq and is a predicted model, not a curated record.